CAUUGACCCAACUCCAUCCACCCUGGACGGCUCACACCUGCGCCCCAGAGGAAAGUCACACGACGCCACCGAUCCCGACGCCUGCUCUCGAUACAUUACCGGGCAACUCGACACUCGCUCGUCCACAAAAUAGAGCCAUCGAAUCAUCGCCGCGACUCUUGUGCAUUGAAUUACCGACCGACGAAACCCCCCUUCCCUUUCCCGCUAGAGAGAGCGCAAACGCAGGGACGAGCACGCGUGGCCAUGGCACCGCCACCCGAAAUCGCCAUCCCAUCGACGAGCGUCUCCGAAGAGGGCUCGUCCAAGCCCUACACGCUCUACAACAUCACGCUCCGCCUGCCGCUCCGCUCUUAUAUCGUCCAGAAGCGCUACUCCGACUUCGCGAGCCUCCACGCGGCCCUCGUCGAGCACGUCGGUGCGCCGCCGCCGCACCCGCUGCCUGGCAAGCACUGGCUCAAGUCGACCGUCUCGUCGCCGGCGCUGGCGCGGGAGCGGCAGCUCGGCCUCGAGAAAUAUCUGCGCACCAUUGCAGAGACGCCCGACCGCCGAUGGCGCGACACGUCGGCGUGGCGAUCCUUCCUCAACCUGCCCAGCGUGGGCAGCACCACGAGCUCCGCCGUGUCCGCGGCGGGCAUGGUGGGCAACGCGGCAGCGGGCGCGGCCGACCCCGGCACGUGGCUGGAUAUGCACCGGGAGCUCAAGGUCUGCCUGCACGAGGCGAGGCAGUGCCUGUCGCGACGGGAUGGGGCCGCCGAGGGGAGCAACAGUACGGCCGUAGCCGAGGCGGGUACCGGGGCGAAGAGAGCGCUCGUCAAGGCGGGAAGCCUCGUGGCGACGUUGACGGACGGGUUGAGGAAGAUUCAGGAAUCGGCCCGGCUGGGCGACGGGGAGCUGCGGAGGAGGCGGGACCUGGUCUCGGCGGCACGCAUGGAGCGCGACGUCCUGGAGAAGCUCUCCAACAACAUGCCCUCGUCAGCAUCAUCCAACGGACGCGGUGGCAGCAGCGCGCAGGGCCCGCCCUCGGCGUCGGAAAAGGCGACGCUGCUACGCGGCGGCAAGCCGGCUGGCGGGCGUGUGCUUGGGGCGCCGCUGCCGGAGACGGAACGGACUAGAGAGCUGGACAACACGGGGGUGCUGCUGCUGCAGAAGCAGGAGAUGGCGGCGCAGGACGAGCAGCUGGAGCAGCUGACGGCCAUCAUCCGGCGGCAGCGCGAGAUGGGCCUGCAAAUCAACGAAGAGGUGGAGGCGCAGAGCGAGAUGCUCGACCGCAUGGAGCAGGACGCGACGCGCCUCCAGGGCAAGGUCAACGUGGCGAACAACCGCAUCCGCAAGAUGUGACUGGCCGCCGCGGUGCUGGGCUGGGCGCUGAGAGCCGUGCUCGUUACGCUCGAGGCCGUCGCGUGGUGCCUCUGGCUGGCGGCACGGGUCGCGGGCGGGCUGUCGUGGCUGGGCGAGGCGCUUCUGAUUCUGCUGGGGAGCAUGGCCCCCUAACGAAUCAUCCCGCCACCUACGUACUCAGCUGCUAAUAUGGUAUUCGCUCAUACGUGCGAAGUAUGUGAGAAUACUUAGGACAGAUGGUCUCGUCAGCUGGGGCGGGGUGGGACGGGAUAGGGUGGAAUAGCAGGCGUCUUCUUUUAUGUUGGAUUUCCCCAAGGGUACCGCGAAUGCUGUUUGCGACGAGCGAAUCGAGCGGGAGCCCAGGGCAAGAGCGUUUUCGCUGCUCAUCAGGCGUGGGUCACUCUAUGGUGGUAUCGCGGAGGUAAUGCGGAGAGUCCUGCAUGAAGUCUGCCUCUGCCCCGUUGUACUGGAAGUGUAUGGAAUUGACGAGGGUCACACACACAUAUACGUAUGUAGUGUGUACUUGUAUUCAUACCUGCAGCACUAUAUGCAGCGCAUAUGAACCAACUUACGAGCCAGCGACUUGGACAGUCCGAACGUCUUUGUGAUGUCUGCUUGUACUACAUACAUGUAUAUACGGACAGUAUAGUGCGCGUAAGACGAGAUGAAUAGACGGG
This is a messenger RNA of Purpureocillium takamizusanense, 2015 nucleotides long. RefSeq lists its product as uncharacterized. The coding region runs from base 244 to 1338 and encodes 364 amino acids. Gene Ontology annotation, molecular function: phosphatidylinositol binding; SNARE binding; SNAP receptor activity. Gene Ontology annotation, biological process: vesicle fusion; intracellular protein transport; Golgi to vacuole transport. The record is from RefSeq and is a predicted model, not a curated record. Gene Ontology annotation, cellular component: SNARE complex; endomembrane system. The transcript has a single exon. Lineage: Eukaryota; Fungi; Ascomycota; Sordariomycetes; Hypocreales; Ophiocordycipitaceae.